Messenger RNA from Gasterosteus aculeatus aculeatus (three-spined stickleback), 1451 nucleotides. RefSeq names its product tetraspanin-13. Gene Ontology annotation, cellular component: membrane. NCBI's taxonomy places the organism in Eukaryota, Metazoa, Chordata, Actinopteri, Perciformes, Gasterosteidae. The record is from RefSeq and is a predicted model, not a curated record.
GCGAGCAGCGUCCGUCCAGGGAACGCCCCCACCUGCAGACAAGGAGCCCGAAGGAGCCGCUCUCGUGACUGACGCAGUGUCGCUGGAAGCUGGAAGCUCCCGAUAAAGCGGAACUCUUCAGUGUUUUUCACGGACUUUCAGCGAUGGUUUGCGGCGGGUUCGUCUGCACCAAGAACGCGCUCAGCGCCCUCAACGUACUCUACGUGUUGGUCAGUCUGCUGCUGAUUGGAGUGGCGGCCUGGGGGAAAUGGUUCGACCUGGUCUCCAGCAUCAGGGUGGUGGCGGGGGUCAUCGGCGUGGGCAUCUUCCUGUUGCUGGUCGCCUUCGUGGGACUGUGCGGCGCCCUGAAGCACCACCAGGUUCUGCUCUUCUUCUACAUGAUAAUCCUCUUCAUAGUGUUUGUCAUGCAGUUUUCUGUGUCCUGUGCCUGCCUGUCCCUGAAUAAAGAACAACAGAACCACCUGCUGGAGGCCGGCUGGAACCGAUCCGAGGCCACGCAGAGGGACGUGGAAAAGACCCUCAACUGUUGUGGCUUCAAUUCCGUCCCCCUCAACGACUCCUGUGCUGCCAGUUGCUUCAACGCCGUCCCUCCAACGUGCACGACGUGCUCGAGCACCAUCCAGCAGGCCGCGGGGGAGGUGCUGCGCUUCGUGGGGGGAAUCGGGCUCUUCUUCAGCUUCACAGAGAUCCUUGGCGUCUGGCUCGCCCACAGAUACAGAAACCUAAAAGACCCUCGUUCAAACCCCGGGGCCUUUCUAUAACCACUCACAGCUUAAUGAAGUACUUCUUCCUCUCAACUCAAUGCUAUCUGGACUUUGAAGGAAUAAUGUAAUUAUUGCUGGAUAGCCACAUAUGACCAUUAUAUGACAAUGAUGGUUAGUUGUAUAAAAAAAUAUAAUCUUAAGUGGGCCUCACAUCUAAAGGUUGAUCACUGUUAGCAUUAGCUGUAACUAAAGAAAACGAGUGCAUUUGCUUAUGAAUACAUCUGUUUGCUUUUAGUAUUUGCUUUUUGAUUCCUUUUAUUGACAUAAUACUGUGUUCUAUGUGAAUAUUAUUUCUUAUGUCUUUUCAGCUGAGGAAAGGAGAAACAAGCUAAUUCAGUUUCAUGCCGAGAGCUGGAUGACUCUUGGCAAAUAAAUAUCAAACUAUUCCUUUCCGUGUAACUUGAUGCCCGUGAGCAUCGCCAGUCUAAUCUGUCCCAAAGUGAGAGCGUUAAGAUAUGACUGACACACACACACAGCGAAUGCAAGGGGAUGGGUGUAACAUAUUUAAUUGAAGUAAUUCCUGUUGCAGCUUGAUAGACCUUUGGUUAUGAAAACCAGGUUUUUGUUGUAUGUGUAUUUAUUGCUCUUUGUUUCAUGUGUAAAAGCAUCUUAUGGAUUCACACUAAAUCGUCUGUAACCAUGUCAACAGUCAAACUUUCCAUCCACAAAUAAAGUUGUGAGAAAAAG